Molecule: messenger RNA, 9776 nt
Organism: Rhopilema esculentum
Lineage: Eukaryota; Metazoa; Cnidaria; Scyphozoa; Rhizostomeae; Rhizostomatidae
Source: RefSeq, a predicted model, not a curated record
AGUAAAGCCACAAAUCUAGAAGAAAAUAACUUGAAGAAGUACCACUGACAGCCCCAUCAUAAAGACAUUUUGUUAAGAUGCACUGUCAUGACAUUUUUGAUGAAAAUGAAGCUUCUUAAAGUGCCAUAGUAUGUUGUUUUCUUUUUGAUGUUCCUUUGAGUUUUAAACCAACACAAUUGUUGAAAUCUUGAUAGGUUUCUUAUCAUCAAAAUGUUCUGCUAAAGCAGGAUUUUCAGUUAAUGAAAAAAGGCAAGAUAACGUUCUCUAGAAAUGAAGCAUAUUUUGCAGCCUAAUUUCACUUGGUUCUAACAUCUGUCAAAGAUAUUCUUUACAAAUAGGAUGUACAAUUAUAUCCUGGGCCGCCAAGAAGGGGGGAAGGAGGGCAAAUUGCCCCAGGUCCUCAAGGUCUAGGGGGGCUUCAUAAGUAAUGACUUUCAUUUUCAUUUUAUGGUAUUAAUCAAACACAACAAAUGUAUACCUUAAAAAUAGUGAAACAUUUGAAAAGAUUGCAGGAAAAUGACUGUGAGAAAAGUUUGGAAUUGCAUUUUUAGCUAAUCUGAAAUGCGUGGUCACAAAUAUUUUCUGCUCGCUCCACCUGUAAGAGCCUCGUCUUUCGGCUUUGUCCCAGGGCCUCUGAACUGACUUGGCAGCCCUGAUUAUAUCUUUUUUCCCUAAUCUCUACUCCUGUCCCAGUCCCUACACCUAUGUUAUCAUUUCUGGUUAAACAAAUUAGCUUUUUCCCAUUUUAUUUCUUUCAGAGGGCAAGGUAGCAAAAAUAAAGUUAUUUAAGCUUCACAAUUGGGCGAUGGUUUCUUAAAGCCAACUCUUUAACAUGAUAAUUUAUGUAGAAAGGGUAAUUUUAAGUUGAAAGAUAAAUUCAGACUGGUAAAAUGUAACAGGAACUUUGAAGCUAACUCAAAUUGUUCCUUCUGCUUCGAUGAAAAAGGUUCUGAGCUGCCAUAUUUUGAACCUUUUUUUCUUUGUUUGGAAGUUGUGCCUGAAAUUUGUCAUCUAGCUUUGGAAAAAUCAUUUGUAGAAGAAUCUGGUCACUAAAUAUAUUCUUUUUUAUCGACAAACAAGUGACUUACCCUUUACUUUAAAAAAUUUAUUCUAUUGUAAUUUUUUCUAUUGGACCUUUUGUCACUUGACCACACCUCGCUGAACUCAAAGCUACUUAUAAAAGCUUAAAAUCAGAACUCCAACGAGAGAAUUUAAAGUGCCUCAGGGAUCGAUUCUUGAUCCACUGCUUUUCCGGAUUCAGGCGAUUCAGAAUGAACUAGUAAAGAAAGUAAAUAGUUGCAAAGUUAAAAUGUAUGCUGAUGACACUUAUAUAUACAGUUCAUCGAGAUAUCAAACUCAUUGAAAACACUCUGUCAGCUAAUGUCUUUCAUAAAAGAUUGCCUAGACAAAAACAGGUCGAUCAAAAGAAAGGAAAAACAGAAAGUAUGCUGUUCGGGCCCGCUGAGUGGCUCUGCUCCCAUGGCGAUUUGAAAGUAUCGUUCAAGGCCACAUGAUAGACUGCAUCUUAAUAGAAAUAUCGUGUACUUUGGUCCUUCACUAAACAUGAGUGACCCAGGUGCUUAAUACGAUCCUAUACUGUCAAAAUCCAGUCCUCAAGAUAUCAUCAUCAUCAUCAAUUUAUUUGCGGUUGGCAAUGUCAUAGUUCUUAAGAAAACUAAUUUGCACCAACUAGACCUAUUUACAAAGAAACUGAAGUUUGAAAAACUCCCGGAGAGAGCACAGAAAACUACAAGGCAAAUGAAGGUAGAGAGAACAGUUUCCGUAGUAUCCUAAACCAAAAAUCGAAAGUUGCAUGUCUAAUUUUCAAAUGUCGACAAGGAACAAGUAUCCCAGCGUUGUCAUCAUGUGCAACGAAAAUAAGUUGUAACACACUAAAUAUUAGUGCUGCCCUUCGAUUACCACUGCUAAGAACUGAAGCUGCAAUAAAAUCGUUUUUGUUGAUUUCCUGCACUUUUUGUGCUUGUUAGAACAACACCGAAGAAGUUCAACGAUUUAGAUGAUUUUUUUCCUGUAGAUAAAAUUUUCCUUUGAAACAACUUUCCUUUAGGUGGCCUCAAGCAGUCCUGUAUGGUAUUAGAACUAAUUUUUUAUGACACUUAUAAUUCAAACAGGACCCUUGUUGAUAACAGUACUUUCUUGUACUGUUAAGGUAAUCACCCUGUGUAAACAGUUAUGUUAUUAUGUUAUCAUUACUGAAAUUUAGUUGUAGAUGCACCAAGCACGCGCUUCAAAUAAGAAAUUUUGGUCACGUUUUUGCAUGGAUUGUCACAAAGAUAUCACAUUUUUUACCGGUGAUGUCUGUAACAGAACAAAUAACGCUUUUGCCUAAUCCUGGUGCUAAAAUCUUCCUUUCUCGAUGCGUCGAUAUGAUACAAGCAGAUCUUUGCCCUGGCGUGUCGCGUCAAAAGGCUUCAUGCCUUCAUAGUUAUUGGAACAGCGUUAUUAUAUAAGAUCAGUUUCUAUUAUGAAUAAUCCAUAUCACUGGUUGGAUAUAUCAUCCACUUUUUGUAUAUGUCAAAAGUGUAACCAGGCUCUUUGUUCAACUUUCUCUCGGUAUUGUCUUCUUAAUCCUAGUAGGAUUGAAAUGUGCUUGCGAGUCUUGACGAGAAUACCUGUCUUUCUGCCAGAAUUUGCAAUAGCUAAAUCAAGAGACAACAGGAAAUCAGCUAUUGCGGCUAUGGUUGGUCACCCAAAACUGAAAUUUUUUAAGAGCAAGAUGUUUCGAUUAUUAAUAAUUUACAGGGAAUCGUCAAAGAAAAAUGAUUUCAAUAAUCCCUGGUUCCCAGCAUCGUUUAAUCGUUUCUCACAUAAUCACUUGUGUAGGACUUUAUUUCAUUCAUACUGGAACAACAGUGCUAUUAACAUCGGUGCGAUCUGGUUAUUAUGCUCUAUUACUCAAGAGAUGUUUUGUUAAAAGCUUUGCAAACAAGACUGCCACUUGCAGUUAUUUUAUUCAUUGUUACGUCACUCGCUCCAUUCUUCUGUUUCACACAACAUGUGGUCGAGUCGGUCGCAAAAACAAAUGGAUGAGGAAGAGAACGAAGCAUAGGGAAAUCAACUUGACAUAUUUACUUGGUAGCUGACGCCUUAUUAUCGUGUGCAGCUUCGAGUGUGUUGCUACAACGAGAGGAUGCUGAGGAAAUUUCAAUGAGAUGCCGAACCAGAUUUCUGCAUUGUUUACCGAAAUGAAUCUAUGGAUUGAAGUAGCUAGCUUGAGAAGUGAAUUGGUAAGAUUUCUGUUUCUCUAAAUAUUACUUUUUUCUGUCAUUCCUUUGUUAUUUGACUCUCGCCUAUUUAUUUCGAAGAAUCUUCCCAACCGAGAUGAAAUUCUUUAAAUAUUUUGCAUUCAAAUUGUUUGCUGUUUUGUUUUCAAGGUUUCUGUUGCAUCUUCAUUCGGAUGCACGUGCACGCAUUUGCGUACUUUUCAUGUUAUUGUUUUGUGUGGAUUUGCUAAGUCUUCGCUGAUCUGCAUUGAACUUAUUUUUUUCAUGUAGUGAAAAACGUUGGAUAUUACAUGCAGCCUUUUUUAUUGAUGCUGAGAGCUCCAUCCCCUAUUGAUGUGCAUAAUCUAUGUCCAACCGUGUCAAUCAAUGUAGAGAAGAAAGAUCCUAAUAUUCUUGAUUGUCGUAACGGUUAAAUCAAGAACGAACUCCAUUGCUGUGGUCUCCUUGUCAACAAAUUUCUUUAUGUUUGCAAAGACACCUGCGGCACAAACCCAAACGAUAUCUGAUAGCGCCUCCACAAAUAUGACAAUAUUGCUUGAUGUUUUAUCGCAUUGCCCAGCUUUCGACAUAUUGCAAUGUCUACAUUUUAAGAUAAUGUUAACUUUCUCGGCUGAAAUUAUAGCAAAUAGAUUGGAAUAAGAUUUUCAAAAUUCGGCAUUAGCUUACAUAUAAUUGUUUAGUGCGAUUGGCAUUAAAGGGUCCCGAACCUCAAAACUGGAAUCUUUUCCAUUCAAUGACUAUCUCCGGAGAACUGUCACAAGAAAGAGUUCACACCCGAUCAUAGAUGUAGGAAGCAUUUAAAAUGUAGGGCGGCACACAUAGAGGAAAGGGUGCGCCUCCAUAAGCUCCAAAUAGGUACCUUGCCUCUGUUUCUGAAAAAUGGGGGUCCACGUGCCCCUGUACCACAUGCCCCCUGUAGCCAGAAAUACGUACGGAAGCACACCUUGGAAAACAGGUCUAUUUUGCGCACACACAAUUGCUACGAAUGAGGCCAUCUACCUCCCUAAAAAAACCUCCAUGGCACCAUAUACCUCCACAAAAUUUCGCACUUUCCAGUCUGGCCUAAACAAACAAAGUUUUGUUCUACGGAGAUUUUAAACGUUUAUGAAAAGGCACGGUUACGUCUUGCUAAACUGCAGUACUCCAUCAAGCAACUAUUCCUGCUCAUUAAAAAGAAGGUGCUUGCCACGACUGUGUCAGUAUUCGCUGUAGUGGGUCUUACAGACAGAGCGCCCAAGGUACUUGAAUGGGAUGUUGGCAUCUUUGGACCAUGUAGAAGUUGAAUUUUUUAUAAAAAUGUUUUAAACGAAAAGUGACUUAAACAAUGAAGAAACAAGCAAGGGAUUUCUAUUAAAUUUUUUCAGCAGUUUAACAGUAGUAAGGCUAUGAUAUUUGAAGAGUUUUUGUUUCUCAUGACAUUCAGCAUUUGUUCGGUUUUUAGCGAACAUGGUUGCCAGGAUCGAAAGGGCGUGUCUUGAUAUUCUCAGAGGCCGAUCCUCAUUUUUUCAAAACUUGGUUUACAGCUUCCCUGUCGGCUCUCAAACGAUAAUCUUCACGUAAACAUUUAGGCCAGCCGAAGGAGCAGGGGCCACUUACUGGCUUCCCUUGCGACAACGUGGUCCGUUGUCGAAGAAAGAGUUGUCCGAAUUGUCUUGAAGACUUGUCCAGAAAAAUGUUAAGCAUUCUUUCAUGAAAAGACUUCUGUUAUGCAUUAAACAAUCUUUUAAGGUACGCUUUGGACGUGGUGGUGAGAUUCCAUAAUAGCGCCCAAACUCUGUAUAAACUUCUGGUUUAAUACCCUCUAUCUAGACUGUGAAUCCAUGCCCCUGCGCGGCACUUCCAUACCAUUGUAUCCCAGCCCUUUGCUCCUUGCGGCUAUCUCUAUUUUGUUCGCUUUUGUAUCCGUGCUUAGAUACUAAGCCCUGUCAGUGACCAAGUACUACGUCUAAAUUUCGUCUGAUGCAAAGAGUAACUGACGUACAUUUACUGGAAAACUGCUAUUUUAAUGAAAGCAUUCAAUUUAUCUAAACAUCAAGCUCUGUGUGCUUUAAUCUUUGUACGGAUACAGUGUACGUUAAUAACUCAAUGUUCUAAUCUAAUUCACGAUCUUGUGAUCUUUCAACAAACUACAAGCUUAAAUUCAACAAAAUAAUUAUUCAAUAGCAUUUACCGUAAAGUCUUCCCAUAAUCCCACGCAAUUUUCUAUUAGAUCAAAAACAGGUUUUAUAAGCAGCAAAUCUCUGUGCAACAAUGGGUUUCAGAAGAAAUUUCUUGAUUUCCUGCGCUUGAGUUUAACAUGGAAUGCAAACAAGAACUUCUUUCAAAUUUCAGGCUAAUGUAUUGAGAUGUAGGGCGAGAAAUUUCAUUAGUUCUUGCAAGCGGUUGUCGUUCUUGCUCGAUAAAGUUAGUUGUUUAAAGUAUAUUUACGAUUUACGGGUACGGAAGAAAUGGCAAGGCUCUACACUCGCACUAAGAUAAACGUCAAAAUCUUGUGCACAGUUACCACGUUGUGAAAAGCCACAGAUAAACCUCUUCUUUGUUCAGCUGUCACCGACGUUGUAUGAGUGAAGCAUUUUCACAUGAAGUUAAGUUACGGAUUUUCCCAAAGAUAUAAAUAGAAAAAGGUAAAGCCACUGACACCCUUUCAAAGGUUCUAGCAUAUGUUAUGGUUUUGCUGUCUUUUCCAAAGACCCAACAUCCUUUUCUUUGUUGAAAAGGCGUUACUGAAGCUUCAUCGUGCCUAUUCGGUUCACAACAUGAAACAAUGUACUCCUGUUUUAAGUAUAAAACCAGAGGCUCGGCGAAACUACAAAAGGAGCGGAUGGAAGAAGAGCGACAGCAGUUCAGUCAGAAGAUGAGAGACGCUCGCAAAAGAUUCGAACAUUUCCUUCUGAACAUCGAGAAGAGUAAUCCAUUUUUACUUCGAAGAACAUCUCGGGGAUCGAUACAGAAGACUACUUUAGGAGAUACUCGUGAGGAAAACAAGAUUGGAUACAAAAGGCUAUCCUGCAACUUUGAGAAUCCUGGAGAUGCCUUCAACUCGAUCAAUGCCAGAAAAGCCAGAUCGUUUAGCAAGCGGAGCAGGCCAAUGAUAAGGAAAAAUAGGUUUCGACAUUCUGUAAUUGGGACUGGCAAAGAAUUUAGCGACCUUGAGGAACUGAUUGAUGCUUCAAAAAAUUGUGGUGAUUACGAUAGUGAUGUGAAACUUUCGCCUGAAGAUGCGUUCAAGAAGUAUUUUAACGAACUAUAUACAGAAAACACAAACGGAGAUAAUGCAAAAUCGUGUUCUAGGUUGAUGGAAAAUGAAAUAGUGAUAGGUAAUUUAUUGCAGUUAACGGAGGAUGAAGGACUGAGUAAUCAGAAACACUGUGUUGGUAAAAAGACAAUUAGUAGUUGGUCAAACGACUUCGAUAAGGUGAAAACGCACAACUACCACAAAGAAAGUUUGCUUCCAUUUCUACUGAGAUCAAAGCUUGCUGGAUCAUCGCAAGAGGACAGAGGAGAAAACGAAGGCGUCGUAUUCAGUAAAGAACAAAAGAGACGGUUGAAGAAGAAGAUGAAACAAGCAUUAAGGACACCUGAAAAUUGCUUUUAUAUGGGUAACUUAUAGUCCUGCAUGCUGUGAUAAUGAAUGGAUAGUUUUCUUAAACGUCGAUAGAUUGCUGAGAUUAUUGAAUGAACACGAGACUGGCACUGUAGAGUACCUGUUCGGUACACCGAACUCCUCAUGGGUGUAGGAAUGCCAUUCAGUAUGUAUUUCAAAACUGCCGCUCUGGCGCGUGACUGAUAUUGAGCAAUCCGUAUACAAAACACCCCAUGUCAGAGCAAGGUGCUCCAUUACCAUCCCUAUAGGACUGAACUAGGGCAACAUGGGCGGCUGAUUUGCUGGGCUCUUUGCUUUUUUGCAUCAGUAAUGUAAAGACACAUUUUUAUGUAAGUUGCAAUCUUAUACUUAGGCACUGCUGAUCAUGCCCCGUCCCCCAACUCCCCCCCCCCCAUUCAAGUCCAUAUCCUACGUUUCUGUUUCUUAAUGGGGUUUUGCUCGUAUACAUAUUCGUCACAUUAUUCUAAAAUAGAUACAGUAUUUUUGCAGUUUGAUUCUUAUAGAGUCGUCUUGAUCAACACAAAUUUUGUUUUGUUAAUUUGCAAAUUUCUAUGGAAAUUAUGAAACAGAGACCGAUAGAAUGCUUUUUGUUGUUGUGAAUUUAGCUACCGCUCAGUUUUUGCAGGCUUUAAUAUCCUAGAAUAUUAUCAAGGAUGUUUAGCCGGUUUUUUAGUUCUGCAAACAACUCAGGUCGUUCUUAGCAACCAUAUUUCGGCAAUAAGCCUUCUAAAAAAACUUCACUUCUUUCUUUGAAACGAAUCCUUCCCGUCAUUUUGUGAAAUCCAAAUGUUUGCUUAUUUGAUUCCAUUCUUUCUUUUGAGAUAACCCAGUGAAUUUAUAGAAUUCAAACGAUCCAACAAAAGGCAGCUAGCUUUUAUUCGCAGGUCGGCUUUUAUUUAUGUUUACCAAUCAUUUUGACAGUUACUGGCCUCAAGAAGUCAACAGACCUUAAAUUACAGCCCCUGUUUAAAUUAUGUGGGAUAGGCAUUUAUAUGUACCCUGGUUUCCAUUGUAUAAGCUCUUCCCUACCUGAUCACCAGCCCAUUAUUCUAAAGAAGUAAGUGGUCUGUUUAAUGCCGCUCAAAAGCCUGUUUGGUGAUCUCGGUUCCAUGCAAAAAAUCCAGAGAAAUGCUGGAAAUUUAUGCGCAUAAUUAUGACAUCCAAAUUGCAUGUUGUUCUCCCAUUUAAUGGUUGCCUAUUGCGUGAAGUAGACUUGAUGGGCUUAGGAUGUCAGUACCCAUUUGUGUUUUCUGUUUUGCAUCAUUUCAAUUUAGUUGACAGUAAAGCAGAUUUUGAAGUUUUAUCAGAAUUUGAUAAUUUAUUUAAAUAUCGUUGUUCGCCAUGAAGCAUCUCGCUACAUUUGUCGUAAAUGUCAAGGUCUUUUCAAGAAAAAAAACUCGUUGAAAACAAAAUUGAAAGAGUUGGAUGAGGCUCUGGAAAUAAGUUAUUGCAGAUCUUGUGCUAAUAGAGGAUUCCUUUAGAAUAAUGGGCUGGUUAUCAGGCUUAUAGCUCCACAGUGCUCUAUUUGCUGCUGAAUCCUGAACUGGGUUUUUUUAUAUAAACUUUAAUAAGGUAAUUAUUUCGAGGUGCACUGGUAGUGUGUAAUACACCUAACUCUUGAAAUCAAGCUCGGUAAGGGGCCAGGGAUCCUGGUGCAAAAUUAGGUCCCUGUUGGAAAUUUCAUAAUCCAACAUUCCGCUCGUUUCACUAACUAACAGGCAUUCAUAACGAAAAGAAGUCACUUGUAAUUCCAAUGUUCAUCUUAUAUCAACUCAAAGAAUAUAUAACUAAAGAUGCUUCAACUAACAUACAAAACAAGAUAAUUGUGGUAUAAUCUAGAACUCCGCGCUAUGACAACAUUAGUAAAAUACCUUUAGUAACAUUAAUAAAAUAAAAAAAACUAAAUCAAAGAUGGCUGUGACCUGUCAAUUAGUUGCUGCCGCCUCCUGUCUCGCAGUCCUUGUCAAGAGAAACAUUGAUGUUCUCUAUCUGUCUGUUAUUAGAACUAAGCAUCUCUAGCAUUGCUUUUAUAGUCCUAUUUAUCCAAAAAUUGAUUAACACUAUUUAUGAUCUUGAUAUAGCUCAAUUAUAUGGGGCAUAUCUUACCCACACUGGUCACCAGUGUUUAUUGAAAGAAGUGCCUCGCUUUUCACGCCUUCCCCAACUGGAAUCUACAAGAAUGGGUGAAUUCGUAGAUACAAAUAAUUUUCAAGGUGGGCGUGACACUUGCACCACUUUGCAACUGCUAUUUAUAUCAACUAUAUCGUUCAUUGGUUUAACAAAGCCAUAUAAAACUAUUUGCUGUAAGACUAUGUUCCCAAUGUUUUUGCUUUUUUCAGUGGCUGUAGCCUUUUCCAACCAUGAAAUAGGGCAAAAAUGAGCUUAAAGUCUCAAAAUGUUUAAUUUUCCUUGAAUGUUUUAGAGAAAAUUAUUUUAAAGCAAACAGGAGAAGCAAGCUUUGGUGCCUAGGAACUGAUCUCAAAGUCCUGAAGAGUUGGUCCAGUGCCUUUUGUAGCAUGACCAGUUUUUAGAGAACUUCGGCUAGAGGGUUAAGCCUCUCUUUUUAAGAAAGAGACAAAGGAGAUAUUGUCAAAAUUAAAGACAUAUCACAAAUGCUGUAGGGUGAACUUUUCUGCUGGUUAGCAGAUCAAAAGACACUUGUUUUAUCGAAUCGUGUUAAAUCUAAAAAGAUCCUUGUAAACAUCAUAUGGUGAAGAUUGUACUCUGCAACUUUAGAAAUUGACUUUAUCAUAUUGGUUUACAUUUGAUUCAACUAAUGAAAAUUUGAUUUAGAUUUCAACAGACUUCCAACAGGUUAACAGAAACAUUUAUAUAUAUUCAUUGUUGUAGGGUGCAAAGGCUUUGGCAAUGAAAACGUGUUUCCAAAAAUACCAGCCCCAAUUAGUAAUAUUUUCUACUCCACGCAA